AUGACUAACGAAGCUUCCCCCGCCGGACAGCGCAAGCUUUCUUCAAACGGACAGCGUUUGAGCUGGAAGCGCCGCGGUUAUCGUAAUCAAAUUGAUAAUCAGUGGCCAUCCCAGUUGCAGUCACCGGGCCAAAACCUUGGAAAUUAUCGGACUAAGGCAAUUGAGGCUGGAAAUCAGCACGUUCAAGGGUCCGCUUAUUCUCCCAAGGAGCCUAGUGAAUUCAACUCGUAUUCUCUCACAAAAAGUGAACCAGAAAAGAUCGAACUUUUGGACAGAAACGUUGCCCGUGCUGGAGGUUUACCACAGCAUGGUGGACAAGGCACAGGACACGAGAAUGGGAAUGAGGCUUUUCUUCACUCAGGUCAUAUAAAAGGGCCGAGUCUGCCAACCAUGCAUUCGGUACGCCUUCCCUCACUCGGAGAACGUUCAAAUGAAAUUCCAAAUGAAAUUCCAGAGCCAAGUCAUCAUUCUGCCAAAAGUUCAAUGCACCCCCCUAGGACAUUUCGUUCUUGCAGUUCACGGCCACCGGCUGCUAUCCUUUCAGAAAAGAAGAGUCCUCCAGGUGAUGAAGAGACAAAUUCUUUAUCUGUUAUGCAUCCUCGAGAACAACAAAAGUUCUUUCCAAGAAACUCCUUCAGAGGAUCACGUGGAAGGGGUCAAGGUCGCACCGGGCGUGGUGGCUUUUCUCGUGGUCCAAGGCCGCACCAAAAUAUGGAUUUGAGCUCAAAUACAGGACAUCGCUUUGCGAAUCCUAUUAAAAGCCAACGAGGGUACCACAGCAACUCUUUACAUGAUUCGCACUAUGCAACUGGUUCAAGAAUUAACACGCCUCGUGGUGGCGUGUCUCUUCCUUUACGGUCCGCAAUGCACUCCACACCGCCGCAACAAAAGCCUGCCUCCGAUGCCUGGUCUUACUGGGAGGAGGAAAGGCCGCAGGCUGUUGAAGUGCAAAGACAUGAUUUCAAUCAAGUUCAGGGAGACGGCAAACUUGAGGUCAUUAACGAUGGUCUCGGAUCGAGAGAUGAAACUCCAGCAGGCAAUUCGUUUAAACAACCACCACUUCAGAGAAAGCCGUCUUCGAAGGAGAUGGCUCCCAAUUCCAACGCAACGACGAUUCAGUCGAGCAAUGCUCCUGAGCAUGUAGGAGCGGAAGUCAUGACCAGCCCGACUCAACCUCAACUGGUGGGUCCUCGAAGUCUACAAGCGCCAAGCCCUGAGAGUCUUCCAAACCCCUCACAGCGAGUAGAGAGGCAACGUGGCAUUCCUCGAAAUUAUAGAAUGGCCAAGCCAGCCGAGGUACAGCCUCCUUUCCAUAUCCCCAAUGAUCAACCAUCUUUGACAGUAGAGCCUACAAUUGGAGGAUUUGGAGAUCUUACCCGCGAUCACACAUAUCCGUCGAAUUCUCAGCGCCGACGGGAGUCAAAGUGGCCGGCAAGGAGGGACUUGAAGACGCCGAGAAGAAGUUAUGUGCCGGGCACGGACAAUGCAAGCGGGCUACCGAGCAUAGCCGGAGCAGAUGCAGGAUCGGAUGAUGUUGUAGACGGCAAUGAAGAAGAUGAUGCUUACUUGGAGAAUCGGCUGGCUGACUGGGAUGGCUCAUGGGCACCUGCACCGGUUGAAUGGGACAGCCGACCGGCAUUUAAAGACCGCAAAUUCAUGGAUACCAUGGAAUCUUGGAUUCGGCAGAUUCAAAGGCAGCAAUUUCCAAAGGUAGACAUGACUAGCAUUGCGUUUCAAGAUGGCUCGGCUCCUGUGCAAGAAGAUGGGUUGCUGGGCUCACCUUUGGAUCACCCUCGCUCUCUGCUAGAUCCAGAAGAUGAGUUCACGGCAUCCCAUAUAAUGCAAACUGCGCAGAUAUCGGCGCUGGAACGCAGCAACCGCGUUCUUCGGCGCGAAAAGGAAAGAAAGCAGCGUCAAAAGAUUCUUAGGGCCUCGCUCAUCGAGCACGCGGCUAGUUACGUGCCGCCUCCAAAUCCUUAUGCUCCGAAGGCAAACAUCUAUCUACGUCCUGUUCAGCCGUCAGACUUUUCGCAGAUCAGAGAUAUUUAUCAAUAUUAUGUGGAAACAUCUGUGUAUGUCUCUGAAUUAGAGUCAGUAACCAUUUCGCAGAUGCAAAGCCGAUGGGAAGACGUGCGCGAGAGCAAGCUACCAUGGUUGGUGGCCGUUGACAGGAAGAUGAACAAAGGUCGGAAUGGAUCGCGCGAAAAUAUAUUGGGGUUCGGAUUUGCAGAUGAUUAUAAUUCACUUCGCAGCUCCUAUCGCUAUACCGUGGAAUUAGAGCUGUAUGUCCGCCCAGAACAUCGUCAACUGGGCAUUGGCAGAUGCCUAAUGGACAAACUCAUGGGACUGCUUGACCCAAUAUAUGUUGAACGUGAGGGCUAUGAUUUCGUCUUCGAAGGUGGCGAAUACGGCCCUGGGGGCGCUAGAGUUAUCGGAAAGGUUCUCUGCAUGAUAGCGUAUGACGGGAAUGACAGGACACAGCUGGAUUGGCUCAAAAAGUGGCUGGAGCAAUGGGAGUUCGCGCAGGUUGGAGAUCUGCUAGGGAUUGGAUGGAAAUUUGAUAAAUCGGUCAAUGUGGCUUGCCUUCAGAUGACUACAGGAAGCCGUAUCGAACCGCAUCGUGGAAUGUAA
Molecule: messenger RNA, 2631 nt
Organism: Xylona heveae TC161
Lineage: Eukaryota; Fungi; Ascomycota; Xylonomycetes; Xylonales; Xylonaceae
Exons: 3
Coding region: 1-2631 (876 amino acids)
Source: RefSeq, a predicted model, not a curated record